AUGAGGGGUUACCAUUGUAUCUGCCUAGCAGGCUGGGAAGGGCCAUUUUGUGAAUCAGAAUCUGAUGAGUGUGAUUCUAUGCCUUGUGAGAACAAUGGGACUUGCAUUGAUAUCUUCAAUGGCUUCCGUUGUGUAUGUGCAGAAGGCUGGACUGGACAACACUGCACUGAAGAUAUAAAUGAAUGUGAUUCAGAACCCUGCUUGAAUGGAGCCACCUGCUAUGAGUCCACUGUCCAUGGGCAAUUUCUUUGUGUUUGUCCUCCAUUUUAUAUUGGAAAAAGUUGUCAGUAUCGCUACAACCCAUGUGAUGAUCCCUACAAUCCAUGUAUAAACAAUUCUACCUGUCUGGCACAAGUUGAUGGAAAGCCAUUAUGUAUUUGUCAAAAAGGAUUUGGAGGUACUUACUGUGAAAUUGAUAAUGAUGAAUGCUCCUCCGCCCCCUGCAAGAAUCAAGGCCGUUGUGUGGAUGGGGUUAACAGUUACAGGUGUGUCUGCAGAGAGGGCUUUUCUGGAACAUUGUGUGAAGUGGAGAUUAAUGAAUGUGCAUCAAAUCCCUGUGCAAACAGCGGAACCUGCAUAGAUCUUAUAAACAGGUUCCUUUGCAACUGCUCACCUGGAUACUAUGGUUCUCUUUGUGAGCUGGAUGUAAAUGAGUGUGAAACUGUUCCUUGCUUGCAUGGUGGAAGCUGCUUCAAUCACCCUGGGGGCUACCAGUGUGUCUGCGCUCCUGGCUUUACAGCUUCUUUAAUUCCCACUGCUGAAAAAUUUGCAGAGAUAAAGAUCCUUAAAGUUGAACAGAAGCUGUAG
Messenger RNA from Sceloporus undulatus (fence lizard), 807 nucleotides. RefSeq names its product protein eyes shut homolog. Bases 1 to 807 code for a protein of 268 amino acids. The transcript is spliced from 7 exons. The record is from RefSeq and is a predicted model, not a curated record. Lineage: Eukaryota; Metazoa; Chordata; Lepidosauria; Squamata; Phrynosomatidae. Gene Ontology annotation, molecular function: calcium ion binding.